Molecule: messenger RNA, 1056 nt
Organism: Ipomoea triloba (trilobed morning glory)
Lineage: Eukaryota; Viridiplantae; Streptophyta; Magnoliopsida; Solanales; Convolvulaceae
Product: zinc finger protein ZAT10-like
Exons: 1
Coding region: 132-872 (246 amino acids)
Molecular function (GO): DNA-binding transcription factor activity
Source: RefSeq, a predicted model, not a curated record
UUCUUGAGUUUCUUCACACUCAACUCAAAUCAAACCACCAUUACAGCUCUUACCACUGCUAGCUACCAACUCACAACACACGGUUUAAAGAAGUGGAAAGUUUCAAUCUUUCUUUUCUGGGUAUUUCUGAAAUGGCCACUCUUGAAGCUUUGAACUCUCCCACCGCUGCUUCGGCGCCGGCGCUUCAGUAUCUUGAUCAGUCGUGGGUGAAGGGGAAGAGGACGAAGAGGCCGCGGGGAGUAGCGGAGUAUCAGCCUACUGAGGAGGAGUAUUUGGCUCUGUGUCUUAUUAUGCUCGCUCGCGGCGGCGCCGGCGGCGGCGCGAGGGUGGAGGAGGGUUUGCCCACGGCGGCGCCGGCGCCGGCGGGGCAGGUUUCCGAGCAGAAGCUUUUGUAUAAGUGUUCUGUGUGCGAUAAGGCGUUUGGGUCUUUCCAGGCUUUGGGAGGACACAAGGCUAGUCACCGGAAACUCGCCGCGCCUGGCGGCGCCGGCGCCGGCGCAGGCGGCGGAGAUGACAGGUCAACUACCUCGACCACCACCGGGAACAGCUCCGCCGGCGGGCGGGUCCACGAGUGUUCCAUCUGCCACAAAUGUUUCCCGACCGGACAGGCGUUGGGGGGCCACAAGCGGCGCCACUAUGAAGGCGGCAACGUCAGGAUCGCCGCCGCAAGAAGCAACAGCGUAGGGGUGGCCUCGUCGGACUGCGUGGGGUCCACCAACAGCUCCCACCGUGACUUUGACUUGAACCUCCCUGCCUUGCCGGAAUUCUCCCCAGUCUUCGGCGGCCGCUUCGCCGAAGACGAAGUUGAGAGCCCUCACCCGGCCAAGAAAGCACGACUUUCCAUCCCAACCACAAAACUCCAACUCUUCUAAGAUCGAACCGCUUAGAUUUUGAUGUCUAUUUGCUCUCUCAGCUCAAUUUUGAUUCAAAGUAGUUCAAGAAAGAUUUGUCUUUAGUUUAUAUUUAUCUUUCAGAUGGCAAAAAUUCAUUGUACUGUAAAUACAGUGAUAUUAGUUUUACUUAAUUCAAUUCAAUUCAUUCUUUUUUCUACAAAUA